This is a messenger RNA of Penaeus indicus, 5215 nucleotides long. RefSeq names its product importin-13-like (gene cdm). Gene Ontology annotation, cellular component: cytoplasm. Gene Ontology annotation, molecular function: small GTPase binding. The record is from RefSeq and is a predicted model, not a curated record. Bases 236 to 2890 code for a protein of 884 amino acids. Gene Ontology annotation, biological process: protein import into nucleus. NCBI's taxonomy places the organism in Eukaryota, Metazoa, Arthropoda, Malacostraca, Decapoda, Penaeidae. The transcript has 17 exons.
GAGAGGAGACAGAGAGAGACAGAGACAGAAACAGAGAGACAGACCGAGAAAAGUGGCCAGAGGCCGAGAAAAGCCGCCAGGGCGAGCGAGCCGAGGAGCGCCGCCCGAAAGGCUCCGGGCCGAGCGGGAAAAGAACCGGCGCGCCAGUCGGGCCACGAGCGACCAGCCGAGGAAAGUAAACAGAAACGCUCGCCGGGAUGGAAUAAGUGUCGCCCUCGUCGCCUUUUUUAACAAGAUGGAGGUGUCAGCGGAGCAGGUGGAGCAGGCGGUGGUGGAGUUCUACCGGGACCCAGUUGCCAAGAGUGGCCUUAACACAUGGCUUAUGCAGGCCCAGCACUCCCGCCACUCCUGGACCUUUGCGUGGCCUCUUCUAGACCCCAGGAAGCCGGAAGAAGUGCAGUUCUUCGCAGGAAACACAGUAUACAUGAAGGUGUCGAGAUAUUGGCACGAAGUCCCUAAGGAAGAAUAUGAACCCCUUAAAAUCAAGAUCCUUAACCUUAUAGCGCAGUAUAGCAAUUCUAAAGUCGUUCUAAAUAGAUUAGUCAAAUCUUUAGGGGCAUAUGUCAUCCACACUAUCCAGCAUGAUUGGACUACCGCCAUACAGGACAUUAUUACCAUGUUCGACCCAGGAACGGUGCCAGGCAUCGAACCUUCCACAGCACUGAAUCUUCUAUUUAGUAUACUUACUAUAAUACCUGAGGAGUUGGAAACUAUGCAAGAAGCAAUGAGUAUCAAUAGUAAAGACAAGCAGGUAAUAACAGCAGCUGUUAGAAAUAGCCAUCAGUCAGUGCUGAGUUUGAUCUCCCAAGUGAUGCAAGCUGGACAGAUCAGCAAUGUGAUAAAGGAAGUAGUGCUCAAGACUUUGAAUGCGUGGCUCAAGCUCUCCUUGCCACUCUCUGAGACCAGAGACCUACUUGUGGCGUUAAUACCUUACUCCAAUUACGCUCUCUUGUGUGAACCUGUCAUGGAAGCAUUAAGAACUGCAGUGACUGAUGUUGGUACUUAUAACAUCCCCAACACAGUGAUGGACUUCGUCACACAGAUGUUACGGUUGAGGCCUGUGCUGGAGGAGGCUCAGCAUGCAAAUGAUGAGGUAAAACUAUUGCUUCAGCUCUUCCAGCCAGUGUACCUGAAAUUGGUGGAUACCUUCAUCCAGAAAUCCCUGCUGCCUCCAGAUAAUGCUCUGUCCGCAGAGGAGAAGGAAAUGUUCCGUUGUUACAGACAAGACAUCUGUGAUACCUAUAUGUAUGCAUAUUAUGUAUUAAGAGGAGAUAUGCUGAGUCAUUUAGAAGUUCAUCUUAAGGAUGCUGUAGUUAAAAUGCAGAGUGACCCCACUGACUGGCGGUACUUGGAGGCAGUCCUGCAUGCAUACUCCUCUGUAGCUGAAACUGUUGCUGAAACAGAUAACUUUUAUGUGCCACGCUUCAUUCAGAGUAUACCUCAGAUACCAUUCUCUGAUAAUAUUCAACUAAUAUCUGUGGCAUUAACAACACUAGGAGCAUAUGCAGAUUGGCUGAAUUACCACCAAGAUCACAUGCACCAUGUCAUUCCCCUCAUGGUGGAAGGACUUGUAAAUGCCUCUCUUGUUGGGGCUGCCUCCCAAGCCCUCAGGGACCUUACGUUAGAGUGCCCUCUCACCAUAUCUCCCUUCUCACAACCCAUCUUGACAAGCUGUCAGAGAGCACUGGAGCAGAGUCGACUUGACAGUGCUGAGACAGAGCGAAUCAUGACCAUCAUCAGCCGAGUGCUCUCUGUGGGCAAGGACCAGCCCACUAUCAUGACCUACCUCAAUGCUACCCUCACUCCCUACAUCUCACGUCUUAGUCAGCUAAAGGAUCUCAUGGGGAGUGGCCUUUCUCGAGAGCAACACAAUGAACUGGUCUCCCUCCUCAAACUCCUGUCCUGCAUGUCUCGGCAUCUCAACCUCAACAACACAGCUGUGGAGGAGGAUGACGAUGAGGAUGGAACCACAAGAAGACAUUCCCAAGCCGUCAGUGGAGGGCCCCAGCCUUUGCUCUUGGUUUUGCAACAGUUGAUGCCUCUUCUGUCUGCCAUUGCCUCAAAAGCAUCAACAGAUCAGGAAGUGAUAGAGGCACUGUGCAAACUUUUGAAAAACAGUAUAAGCACUUUGGUAGAUGACUGUGUGGCGAUCUUGCCAGCAAUCCUAGAAAUUAUACCUCAGCUCUAUGAAGCAUCACUCAACCCAGCAAUAUUAGAUUUAGUCAAACAGCUUGUCAUUUUGUUUGGUCGAGAGGGUAAUCAAGAGGCCAACAUGGGUGUCCUGCUACGGAUGGUGACGACAACCACACUGAGCCGAGCCUCGACCGACCUCUGGGCCCACACGGAUGCGGUCCAUGGCUGCCUCACACUGCUCACCGCCUCCUUCAAGAAAACUCCCAACCUUGUCUCAGCUCACCACAAUCAUGUUGCUCCGCUGUUCCACUUAGGUGUUGAAGCUCUAAAGCUACCAGAGGAAGGAACAGUGCGGAGUGCUGGACAUUUCCUCUCUAGCUUCAUACUUCUCAGCCGCGAUGCAAGUAUUGGUUGCCUCCAGCCUGUGGUUGCGCAUAACACAGAAACUCUCCUCCGAACGCUGAUGUUCUGCAUUUGUAACUCUCCACGACAUAGCCUAAGCAGCUUCAGUGACGUUCUCAGCGCACUGUGCAAGAUGUACGGGGAUGACCUAACUCGCACCUUCAAGACGGUUCAGGCUGAUGAGUCAUUCCUCUCUCCACGGGUCACAGCACAGCACAAGGAGGAGUUUGCCAAAAAAGUGUUGAAGAACAGAGGCAGCAAGCGCAGGAUUCUAGAGGCAGUUACUGAUUUAGCUCUGAUUGGAAGAGGUUUGGCUGGGACCGACUACGGGGCUCAGACUCGAGGCUUCCACUGACUAUAGGCUGUCCCUUUGCAUCUCGGAAAAUGAGCACAUACUUCAAGCAGCUUAAGCCAGAGUAGGAUUGUUUGGCUCAGGAGUAUGCAUCUUGUAUAAAGGUCAACCAUAUGCAUUGAGAUGGAGGGCAGCAAUCACUUCAGCAGCUAUGGUGUUAACUCUUCUUUCUUCCGUCUUGCCGACAUUCACUCUCCACCCUCUGAUAUUUUAUUUUUGAUCUUAUAUUGUCUCUCAUGGUUGUUUCUUUCCUCAUAGCUGUCAGCUUGGAGAAGGAAAGGUGUAUAGUGUAUACAUGUAAUUAAGGCAUCCCACUAUCCCAGUUAUUAUCAUUGGCAUGGAAUGCUUCUGAGAAGAUCUUCCUUGGCCAGUCUGAAGAAGAAAAAUAUUUUUGACAAUCUGUCCAAUAUGGCGUUGAUCACUGUAUUUGACGCGGAUUGUUAUAGAAAUGGAAGUGGAAAUAUUAAGAUAUCUCUUUUUCCUCAUCACUUUACAGAGCUUUGAAUGUUAUAUAUUCCAAAGCAGGACAUAGUAAUUUUUGCACAUAAAACUAGAUAUUUAUUUUUGUUGUCAGAUCAAUACAGUGUAGAUUCCAUGUGGCAAAAAGUAAUGCCUCCCACAGUAUUAUCCUUGUGUGUGUGUGCAUUUCCCCACGUAUAGUAUAUAGAGUGGGACAAUUUAUCAGGCUCGCUUGCAAACCCAGCUGAGCUUCGGAUGCAUGUUAUAUCCCUCUGGUCAUCCUGAAGUGCGAGCCCUGUGAUGGACAGAAACAUGAAACGAUUCCUAAUUGUGAAUGCUGCGACCUUGCAUCAGGGUUAAGUAGCAAAGGGUACAAGCCUCGUUAGAAAAGAACAACAGUGAUAAAUUUUACCAUUGGUUUACAAUCAUAACAUGAAGCAUCAUAAUCUCCAUUCCACUUCUCUUGUAUCUUUGUAUGUGCCGAUAUACUUGUUUAUAUUCCACAGUCUACUGGUUUUAAUUGAAGCUUACUGUAAAUAACUGUAUGAUCAGUUUAUGUAAAAAUAGAAAAGCUUAAAAGAGGUUAAAAUAGAGAUUGUUAGGGGUUACUUUUGAUAUAUAUGUAAAAACAUGGACAGUUAAAAGUGUGAAUAAUUUUAUUUUCACUCAACAAUUCCUUUUUUUAUUUGAAUUUCUGAUAAUCCAAGUCCAUAAUUGGAAUCUUCCUGAGGUGUCAAAAAAUCGACUAAUAAAUUUUUUGUGUGUGUUAGUUUCUCUGCCAUAGUGGCUUUCUAUUAAGAUAAAUUAAAUCUUGUAAAGACUUAUUGUUUUACAAAGUAUGUAAAUUGUAAUAUUGUUAAAUUGUCAAGAAAAGUAAUCUCUUGUUAGUCUUCUGUUAAUAUGUAUAGUCUGGGUUAUCAGUUUAACUUGAGAAAGGUUUCAUAAUUCUUAGCUACCCCAUUGGAGGACAGCAGCAAAGGGUAUUGUUUCACUCGUGACUCAACUAUCUGCCAGAGCUAAUUAGAACCUACCAAUACAAAAAAAGAGAGAGAAAACAAAAUGGUAUUCAGCAAGAAAAUUUGUACAGAGACCUCUUUGUCUUCAGUAUUGUGUAUCAUAUUUUUUGUGUAAUUUAUCUUAAUGUUUUCUUAUUUUUAUUAUUAUGGUAGAGGAAAAGGUGAUACCACAAGCAUUAUGAUUCAAAGACUCCAGGUUUUGUAUUAAUUUUUCUGACAUUAAUUUUUUUUAUGGUUUUAGAAUCGGUAGUGUUGAACAUGAACAUAUAUACAUAUUUAUAUAUACUGGAUAUAUAUACAGUGUAAGGCAUGGAAAAGUUGUUAUUAUUUGUUAAAAAAAAAAAAAAUCUUUUGGAAAGAUACAGGUGAUAUUAUACUUAACCAGUUUGACUAGGCUUCUAAGGGAGUUGUGAUGUUGUACAAAAAUUUGAUUCUCCACUUUAAAAUACAGUCCUAAGUAUAUUUUAGUCCUUACCAUAAGCAGCCCUCGCAUACCCAUACCUCUGUCAGUCUAAAUGUGUUUUUUUUUCUCAAUCUCUUGCACAGUUUUUGCAGUUUGCCUCCUCCUUCCAUGCCCACACUUUUCCUGUACCUGUAAUUUUUUGCAUUUUCCCCGAGACUGAUGGAGGUUCCAGUACUCAGUACUUUCCUCUUUUUAUCCCAAAGAUUUUAUGGAGAAUCAAUUGUACACAUGACAAGUCUUUUAUUGGGAUCGAGGGUGACUUCUGAUGCCCCAGUUUGCUAAGCGAUGUAGACGUUUUGAAGAUAUAUAUUUUUUGGCAAUAACAGAAUUUAUGAUCUCCCUCCAAGAAAAUAUUUGUGAUGUUUUAACUAUUAAAAGAUUUUUUUUACU